ACUAUAUCUGCGUCAAGCAAAUCCAAUGCCUUCUUAAUUCCGCCUUUGAAGGUCCUUAUGCCAUUAAUGUUCCAAGUGACAAUCUUCAUGUUCUCGUAAAAAAUGAUCUCAGAUUCGUGAACUGAAGACAAAUAAGAUGUAUUUCAAGAUGAACCAUAGAACUGUUUCACAUUUCGUCCAUGCACCGCGCUCACUGGACUCGGCAUUCACGCGAGAUUUCCAGCGGAGAAACUAAAGAUUUUACAGGAAGUACCAGCCCCAGACAUGCGCAGUACGUAGAUGUUGUAGUACUAGUCGCGCUGUAGCCGUGGCAAAGAGCUGUGAAUGAGGAGCUCUGUAUAGUCUCUGGCAGAGACCUUCUAUGUAGAAAAUCUCUGGCUGUUGGCUGUACUACAGAACUGUGCGCUGUACACAUAGUGUCCCUUUUUCUGCAGAAGCCCCCUGCCCUUAACGGCCUCAGUACUACCUUUAAGGAGCCUCACCAAAUGGGACGUGCAGCUGUUUAAAAGCAUCUAUCUCUUUGAUCUGAAUCCUCUUUGAACAAAGAGAGCCCAUGCAGGGUGCCAGGCUGCUGGCAGAGUGACGGUGGCUGUGGGAUCGGCGGUGGGGCAGCAUGCUGGAGGACGGGGAGGCAGAGGGCGGGUCCCUGCAGGCGGAGGUGGAGAGGCUGAGCCUGGAGCUCCAGGAGGCCAACGAGGAGAAGCUGCAGGCGGCGCGCUACGGGCUGGCCGUGCUGGAGGAGAGCGCCUCUCUGAAGAGCAAGCACAGCCAGCUGGAGGAGGAGCAUGAGGCGCUCAAACACGAGCUGCAGCAGCUCAGAGAGGCCCUGGCGGACUCGCUGAGCAGUCAGAAGCGGGCGGCGGCGGACGGGGAGAGCCGGGAGGAGAGCCUGCUGCAGGAGACGGCCAGUAAGGAGGCCGCCAUGGCGCAGCGCGUGGACGUCCUGCAGGGGGAGCUGCGGCAGGCCAGAGUCACGCUGGGCAACGCCCAGGCUGAGAGCGACAGGCUGGGAGCCCUGUCCACACACCUCCGCAAGGAGUGUGAGGGGCUGGAGCUGGAGAAGGCGCAGCUCCGGGAGGAGAUGAAGGAGUACAAGGUGCGGGAGCUCCAGCAGCUCCAGGACAACGGAGAACUGGAGGAGGAGAACAUCUCCCUGCAGAAACAGGUCUCCAUGCUGAAGGAGAACCAGGUGGAGUUUGAAGCGGUGAAGUUGGAGCUGACCCAUAAGGAGGAGGAGCUGGAGGUUCUGCGGGCGCACCUGGAGGAGGCGGGGCGGCUGAGGGAGAUCGCGGAGCGGCAGCUGGAGGAGGCGCUGGAGGCGCUGAAGGAGGAGCGGGAGCAGAAGAACAGCCUGCGGCGGGAGCUCUCCGCCCUGGCCGCCGCUCCCUUCGGCUCGGCCGCACACCUGCAGCUGCACCUGGAGCAGCUGGAGGAGAGCCAGGACGAGGGCCAGGGCGAGGACCAGGACAGCGGCUACAACCCCGGCCUGGCCUCCCGCUCCAACGGCCACCUGCGCUUCUCCACGCCCCGGAGCAGCGACAUCUUCCUGCGCCCCCCCGCCCCCAGCCUGGUCUCUGACCUGCUCAGCGAGCUACACCUGUCCGACAGCCAGAAGCUCCAACAGCAGCUCCUGCAGGCGGAGAUGGAUAAGGCGGCACUGGGCUCCACGGUGCAGGAGCUGCAGAUGCAGCUGCUGGUCGCCAAGGAGACGCAGGCGGAGCAGGAGGCCAGGCUGAAGAAGAUGGCGCUGCAGGUGGAUGGCCUUCAGGGCCAGCGCGGGGCGCAGGGCGCCGGCGACCAGCAGGGGGCGCUGGAGAACGGCCACGACUACGAGCUGGACGUGAACGGGGCGGAGGUCCUGGAGAGCCGCAUGCGGGCGGCCAGCGAGGAGGUGCAGAGCCUGCGGGAGGAGCUGCUGGAGGUGGGCCAGCGCUACUCCGCGCUGGAUGGCCGGUACCGGCAGGAGAAGGAGCGCUGGAGGGGCGAGGCGCUGGAGCUGGCUGAGAAGAUCCGCGCCUGCAUCAAGGCCAGCCGCCAGGACCAGGACCGCAUCGGCCAGCUGGAGAAGGAGAUCGGGGCCACGCGCAAGGUGGCCAUCGACUCGGAGGGCCACCUGAGCGUGGCCCAGGAGGAGCUGCUGGCCUUCUCCGAGGAGCUGGCCAACCUGUACCACCACAUCUGCGUCUGCAAUAACCUGACGCCCAGCCGCGUCACGCUGGACUUCUACAGGCAGACGGCGCGGGCGGGGCCGGGCGGGCGGGGCCCUCCCCCGCGCAGGCGCUGCUCCGGGGACCUGCUGGGGAAGAGGCUCUCCACGGACACGGACAGCAGCGGCAGCAGCGAGUCGCCCAUCAGCACCGCCGCGGGCAGCUGCCCCAGCUCCCCCACCCUGGACUUCAGGGACCCGACCAACGUGCGCAACCUGGUGGCCGUCAUCCGCAGCCAGAUGAAGCACCUGCAGGGGGCAGUGGACCUGUGUCGGCAGAGGGGCUCUCUGCCCGGGCCGUCGGGGAGAGGCCUGGGCACGGCCGAGGCAGACCGUGACGCCGAGGCGCUCCUGGAGGAGGUGCUGAAGCUCAAGUCCCUGCUGAGCACCAAGAGGGAGCAGAUCGCCACGCUCCGCACCGUGCUGAAGGCCAACAAGCAGGCAGCGGAGGUGGCUCUGACGAAGCUGAAGACCAAGUAUGAAGCGGAGAAGACUCUGGUGUCGGAGACGAUGGUGAAGCUGCGCAACGAGCUGAAGGCCCUGAAGGAGGACGCCGCCACCUUCUCCUCUCUGAGAGUCAUGUUCGCCAGCAGGUGUGAUCAGUACAUCACUCAGCUGGACGAGAUGCAGAGGCAGCUGGCGGCGGCGGAGGACGAGAAGAAGACGCUGAACUCCCUGCUGCGCAUGGCCAUCCAGCAGAAGCUGGCCCUGACGCAGCGGCUGGAGGACCUGGAGCCGCCCUACCCGCCCGGCUCCAGCGCCAGCAGCCCCCGCCGCUCCCGCGCCAAGCAGCUGGGCGCCGUCAAGACGGGCCGGGCCCCAAGGAGCCCCCGGGGCAGCCCCGUGCGUCCGCUGGGGCCCAGCCCACGCGGGAGCCCCGGCAGGGCCUCUGGGGCCCCGGGCGUGGCCCUCAGCACCGCCGUGGGAGGAGCACACAUCCGCACGCUCGUGCGCAACCUGCACCCCAACACCCGAUGAACACAAACUCCCAUCAUCCCUCACGUCUGCUGUCCUUUCUUCAUGUCGUCUGCACAAAUACCCCCCCAACCGCCCACCGCCCUGAACCCCCAACCCUGAGACGUCCUGUCCGUCCCAGACCUGAGGCUUCAUCGCAACUCCUCAAAAGGACACUGACGAUGUCAAGCAGCAAUGGGGGUUUCUCGCCCUCUUGCCAUGUUUCAGAAGAGGGCAGACAUCCAUGGUUAUAAAUUACACUUUACUGGGAAGGAACAAUCUCCAGAGCAUGACCGUUUCUAAGAGCUUUGUUGAUUGAAUAAUAGACCUUUUUAGUAAACUGAGAUGGGAACAAGUGUUAAAACGCUCAGAAGGAUCUCUGCAAAUGAAGGAUCUCCACAGGUGAAGAAUCUCUAAAAUGGCUGCCUGCCAGCGGUAGUGAAAUUGCGUGGGUUUGAGUAAGAUGGAGGAUUCUGCUGCCCCGUGACCGAUUCCUGCCCAGCCUGUUCCCACGGAGCAGUGACCCCAGUGUGACAGUAUUGUGUGUUUCACACUCAGCGUGCAGUCGGUAGAGCCAGGCACACCUGAGGCUGGGGGAGGCAGUGGCUGGUCUGAUCGUUGUUUUCUCACGCCCUCUUGUCGAUUCGCUCCCUUUGCCACCGCAGUAGCAGGCUGAUUGGAGGGGCACACAACCCUUUUCUAUUCAGGGACAUGAAGCACAACUGACACUGCCUCGUUUGUUUGUGCUUGCGUGGGUUCUUCUCUGCUUCAGUUCUACGUUCUGUGUUCUGCCAUGACUGCCAUGACUGCUACCGAUACUCGCCGUUGGUGUAUGUUAUUAACUGGAAAUCAUUCUUUCGAGCGAGUGCCGUCGAAGGAAACCCAGGCCCUCUUGCGCAUUCUGCAGAAGCCUGCCACAAACAGCCUGCCCCCUAGUGGCAGCAGAGAGAUUUCACCCCAUGGAAGCCCAUUGCAAAAUAUCAACAUUGAAUGGGGGGAAAAAAAGUAUCACAUUCUGGGUUUUUGCUGUGGAAAUAUUUACUUUAAAGUAUAUUCAUGUAAUCCAUAGAGUAAAUAUAUCUUUACAGCAAUCAGAAAGUUAUGUCAUCUCUAUACGUUUCAGUUAAAGGCUACGGAGCCCUCCCUAGACACAACCGCACGCUCAGUUUUGCAAAAUCCAUACAAUCAGUUUUGCAGUCUGCGUGUUCGGAUUGCCUUCACAAUACCGAGGGUACUGAUCGGCAAACCAAACGCGCGGAUUGCGAAACUAAGAGAACAGAUUUCAAUUGUAUUUAUUUUUUUACCUAGGGUAUCUAGCGGGGCUCUGUAAAAGGCUAAUCGGAGGUGAGCUCCUCAAACAAUGAAGGCACAAUUUCCUUUCUCUCUGACUUGCAAUAAUGAGCCCAGAGUGUAACCAGAAAUAUAUCUUAAUUUCAGAAUUUGCUAAAUUGUAAUGGAUCUCUACGGGGAGAAAAUCUUACUGCUGGCUGCCUCUAAGGCAGGGAUCGGAAACUCACGGUCCUCGAGGGCCAAAAACUGUCAUCUGAGAGUCGGGUGUGAAACAGUGGCCAAUCAGCAGCACUACUUACCCGGGAGAAGAAACCCAGACAGGAGCAGCACCUCCGGGUCAGUCGCUCUGGACCUGCACACUGCUGCCCCCUGGCCCCUGUGUGUCACACUGCACCCUGCUGCCUCCUGGCCCCUGUGUGUUACUCUGGACCUGCACACUGCACCCUGCUGCCUCCUGGCCCCUGUGUGUCAGUGCACCCUGCUGCCUCCUGGCCCCUGUGUGUCACACUGCACCCUGCUGCCUCCUGGCCCCUGUGUGUCACUCUGGACCUGCACCCUGCUGCCUCCUGGCCCCUGUGUGUCAGUGCACCCUGCUGCCUCCUGGCCCCUGUGUGUUACUCUGGACCUGCACACUGCUCCCUCCUGGCCCCUGUGUGUCACUGAAGACGCUGCAGUUAGGAGCAUUCCUCCUCUGGCCCUGUACUGCAUAUCACUGGCGGCCCGCUCAGGAAGUUCAUUGAUCAGAACCACUCGGGGGCCCACAGAAGCAAUAACGGGCCUACUGAGUGGUUCGGAAGGAUUCUCUUUACAGACCGGGUCCAUACCUGCACCCAGGACCGCCCACUUUAUAUAAACGUUAUCAUAAAGGCAACACUCGAUGCCACCGAUUUUAACCUAUCAGAAUAGUGCCUUAGGUUUUGUUUUGGUGUUUUUUUGAUUCAAAGCAAACCGAUUUGGUUUAGAUAUUGUCUUCAGUGUUGGAGAGAAAAUACUUGAUGUUUUUGUGUUUGUAUCUUUGGGAUUGAACAGAACAACUUUUUAAUAUAUACCGACUGUUAUGAGUGUGUCUGCUCUGAAGUGUCAGGUUCCCCCCCCUGAUAAUCCUCCACUGUGUCUCUCAAAACCAAAUUCCACUUUGAUACUUCUGCUGUCAAAUACUUUUUAUUACACUGCAAUAUUAUGUUCUUGUAACAUAGCUCUGGAGUAACUUGAUCACCUGUAUUCAAAGAAAUGACACUGACUGUGGUACUCCUUCAAAUAGGAGAUCAGUCCGCCUAUGGAUCCAGGGACCUAUCUGAAUUUUUAUUCAUGAGUUUAAGGGUAUCUUGCAAAUAUAACAGCCUACACUAUAACCAGGACUGAUCUGAUAACAUUCCUUUAGGUUCGCACACCAAUGGCAAAUGUCUUUAUUUGAUGUCUCUUGGAAUUAAACAACGUGUCCAAGAUAACUAGAUUUGUGUAGGGGUGCUCCGUGCAUGUUUCGAUAUCCUUUUGGUGUAACUUGGUUGUAUUGACACGCAUGUAGAGUUCAUAUCUCAUGCGGAGAGGUAAGUUAUAACAUUGAAAUGGGAAAUCAUGUGGAAAUUUCCCCCUGGGUGAUUAUUUACGCAUGAAAGAACUCAAUCCCGUUCUGUGAUCAGCGCGUUCUCGCCGAAUGGGGAAAAAAACUCUGAAGCAACCGGUGGAAGGACACACCAAAGUCACUGCCAAACUGCCGUGGGUAUUUCAACAGACGACCAGCCUUCCCUGGUUUUCCAAACGGCAGCAGAAUGCUCUUGCAGGCUCCCUCACACCAGGUGCUGAACGUUGAUUUACUGCGUGGCCAACACGUCCAAGAACAAAACCGCUAUGCAAAUUGGUUUUAAAAGCCGUCGCUGUCCGUGCCAGUUAAGGAUAGGCAGGCCGCACGUUGCCUGUCGAGAGGAGAGAGUAGCGAUUCGGCUUUGUGGGACAGAGUUUAGCUGGAGCGUGCCUCAGUGCCGGCCUAGAACACUUCUUGGUCACGGUCUCCGGGUCAUUCAUUUAUAUGGACUGUUAAACCUGGCCUGUAUGCUCUAAAAAUAAAUCCUACUUUCCAACACAA
Molecule: messenger RNA, 6533 nt
Organism: Conger conger (European conger)
Lineage: Eukaryota; Metazoa; Chordata; Actinopteri; Anguilliformes; Congridae
Exons: 11
Coding region: 614-3184 (856 amino acids)
Biological process (GO): protein localization to organelle; microtubule anchoring at microtubule organizing center; regulation of microtubule cytoskeleton organization
Cellular component (GO): Golgi apparatus; cytosol
Molecular function (GO): dynein complex binding; dynactin binding; cytoskeletal adaptor activity
Source: RefSeq, a predicted model, not a curated record